This is a messenger RNA of Bacillus rossius redtenbacheri, 1263 nucleotides long. RefSeq names its product proline-rich protein 36-like. Bases 1 to 1263 code for a protein of 420 amino acids. Lineage: Eukaryota; Metazoa; Arthropoda; Insecta; Phasmatodea; Bacillidae. The transcript is spliced from 2 exons. The record is from RefSeq and is a predicted model, not a curated record.
AUGUCCAUCAAGGAUCAGAAGGACUGGGUCUUCAAUAGUCGGCUUGAGCCGAACAGGGUUCAUAUCAGCGACCCACCAGACUCGCUGCUGAGUGCGCCAUUCCACCCACUAGACGGACCUGGGCGGUCCCUUGUAGAGCCGAACAGGGUUCAUAUCAGCGACCCACCAGACUCGCUGCUGAGUGCACCAUUCCGCCCACUAGACGGACCUAGGCGGUCCCUUGCAGUGCCAGACAGGGUACAUAUCAGCGACCCACCAGACUCGCUGCUGAGUGCACCAUUCCGCCCACUAGACGGACCUAGGCGGUCCCUUGCAAUGCCGAACAGGUUUCAUAUCAGCUACCCACCAGACUCGCUGCUGUGUGCGCCAUUCCGCCCACUAGACGGACCUGGGCGGUCCCUUGUAGAGCCGAACAGGGUUCAUAUCAGCGACCCACCAGACUCGCUGCUGAGUGCACCAUUCCGCCCACUAGACGGACCUAGGCGGUCCCUUGCAGUGCCAGACAGGGUACAUAUCAGCGACCCACCAGACUCGCUGCUGAGUGCACCAUUCCGCCCACUAGACGGACCUAGGCGGUCCCUUGCAGUGCCAGACAGGGUACAUAUCAGCGACCCACCAGACUCGCUGUUGAGUGCGCCAUUCCACCCACUAGACGAACCUGGGCGGUCCCUUGCAGUGCCAGACAGGGUACAUAUCAGCGACCCACCAGACUCGCUGCUGAGUGCGCAAUUCCACCCACUAGACGGACCUGGGCGGUCCCUUGCAGUGCCGAACAGGGUUCAUAUCAGCGACCCACCAGACUCGCUGUUGAGUGCGCCAUUCCAACCACUAGACGGACCUGGGUGGUCCCUUGCAGUGCCAGACAGGGUACAUAUCAGCGACCCACCAGACUCGCUGUUGAGUGCGCCAUUCCAACCACCAGAUGGACCUGGGAGGUCCCUUGCAGUGCCAGACUCGAUUCAUAUCAGCGACCCACCAGACUCGCUGCUGAGUGCGCCAUUCCAACCACUAGACGGACCUGGGCGGUCCCUUGCAGUGCCGAACAGGGUUCAUAUCAGCGACCCACCAGACUCGCUGCUGAGUGCGCCAUUCCGCCCAAAAGACGGAUCUGGGCGGUCCCUUGCAGUGACGAACAGGUUUCAUAUCAGCGACCCACCAGACUCGCUGCUGUGUGCGCCAUUCCGCCCAAUAGACGGACCUGGGCGGUUCUUUGCAUUGCCAGACAUGGACCAUAGCAGCGGCUCACCUAUGGCUGCUCUGUAG